AUGCUUUCCACAACUGGAUUCACGAGUCGAGCCGUGAUGCCUCGGGCUCUCACCGCUGCUACCCGGACAAUGCAAGCGAGGUUCAUCGCAGUUUCAGCUGAGGCCACACCCAACCCGUCUGCUAUGAUAUUCACCUUAGAGGGCGGAAAGCCGAUUCUCGGAAAGGGCGCAAAAAGCAUGUCCUUCGAGAAGACACAGUGUGGCGGGUCUCCAUUGGCCGCCAGUUUGUUCAGGAUUCAUGGAGUUGACAAGGUGCUGUUGGCCGCUCGUCACGCUACUGUAACUAAGUCGCCCGAGACCGAGUGGGAGAUGCUGAAACCUAACGUAGAGCUGGUCAUAUCUCAGUUUUUCGACAUACCCAAUGUUAAACCAGUUGCCCCUGAUACCAUUGAGUACACCCAAGAGGGCCAGGACCAGCACAAUGACGAUGUCGUCAAAAGCAUUCAUGAGAUACUAGAGCAGAGGAUUAAGCCUUUUGUCGAGCGAGAUGGCGGUGAUGUUGAAUUCAUUGCGUUUGACUCGGACACCGGAGUCCUCCAAAUUCGGCUCGUCGGUUCAUGUGCCGGUUGCCCCAAGUCAAGUGUAACGUUGAAAUUCGGUAUCCAACGAAUGGUCUGCCAUUACAUCCCAGAAGUUAAGAAUGUUAUCAACAUUGAAGAGCCCACUGAUGGUGAAGAGGAGGAGGUUGUGAACAGCGUGGAUCCGCAAGCCAGUGCCGAGCCCAAGGCUAGCCCGAAUCCUGAAGCCAGCACUGAGCCAGAAGAUAGUGCUAAGUCGCAGCAAGCCUAA
Molecule: messenger RNA, 789 nt
Organism: Perkinsus marinus ATCC 50983
Lineage: Eukaryota; Perkinsozoa; Perkinsida; Perkinsidae
Product: HIRA-interacting protein, putative
Exons: 5
Coding region: 1-789 (262 amino acids)
Biological process (GO): iron-sulfur cluster assembly
Cellular component (GO): mitochondrion
Molecular function (GO): iron ion binding; iron-sulfur cluster binding
Source: RefSeq, a predicted model, not a curated record